UUUGUUCACGCUUCUCCUCUCAGCCAAUCCUGUUAAGAAGCUGAGUAAGCGUCAUGAGUUUCUGGGCAGAUCAGGGAACUUCGGCGCAGCACCGGCGCACAGCGCCCCUUGCAGGAGCGCGGACUCAACGGUUGCCGCACGUGGCGGUUUCAAGUGCGUUGGCGAUGUCGCUGUUCAGUCUGAGGUCCCCAAGCAUCGAGGAAGGUUCGGCAGUGAGGCAAGAGGGACAAGACGACCGCUUUGACUCACUUUUGGACUUUCUCCCAAGAAUGAAAAUGCUUCUGUUGGGUGUCUGGACACUGCUGGCCUUGAUCCCUUGUCCAGGUGAAGGGGCCACCGAGGAGCUGUUUCAGGUAUCUGUCCAUCCAAAUGAGGCCCUGGUAGAGUUUGGACACUCCCUAACGGUCAACUGCAGUACCACCUGCCCAGACCCUGGGCCCAGUGGAAUUGAGACCUUCUUAAAGAAAACCCAGCUAAGCAAAGGGUCCCAGUGGAAGGAGUUUCUCCUGGAGGACAUCACAGAGGACUCGGUGCUGCAGUGCUUCUUCUCUUGUUCAGGGGUGCAGAAGGACACAGUGCUUGAUAUCACCAUGUACCAGCCACCAGAGCAGGUGACGCUGGACCUGCAGCCUGAAUGGGUGGCCGUGGAUGAAGCCUUCACAGUGACGUGUCAUGUACCUAGUGUGGCACCCCUGCAGAGCCUCACCCUCACCCUCCUCCAGGGUGACCAAGAACUUCACAGAAAAGACUUCCUGAGUUUAUCCCAAAGAGCCGAGGUCACCGCCACUGUCAGAGCCCACCGGGACAAUGACAGGCAUAAUUUCUCCUGCCGAGCAGAACUGGAUCUGAGCCCACAUGGUGGGGGGUUGUUUCACGGCAGCUCAGCCGCCAAGCAACUCCGGAUCUUUGAAUUCUCUCAGAAUCCCCAGAUCUGGGUGCCUUCACUGCUGGAAGUUGGGAAGGCAGAGAUUGUGAGCUGUGAGGUGACCAGAGUAUUUCCAGCCCAGGAAGCUGUCUUCCGAAUGUUCCUGGAAGACCAGGAGCUGAGCCCUUUCUCGUCCUGGAGGGAAGAUGCAGCAUGGGCCAGUGCCACCAUUCAGGCCAUGGAGACUGGUGACCAGGAACUGACUUGCCUUGUGUCUCUGGGUCCCGUGGAGCAGAAAACAAGGAAACUAGUGUAUGUCUACAGUUUCCCGCCACCAAUCCUGGAGAUAGAAGAUGCUUACCCUCUGGCAGGGACGGACGUUAAUGUGACCUGCUCAAGUCACGUGUUAACAUCACCUAGCCCUACUCUUCGGCUUCAGGGAUCCCUAAACCACUCUGCCCCUGGGGAGCCUGCCUGGCUUCUGUUUACUGCCAGGGAGGAAGAUGACGGCCGGACUCUGUCCUGCGAGGCCUCUUUGGAGGUACAAGGCCAGCGACUGGUCAGGACCACGGAAAGCCAGCUUCAUGUCUUAUACAAACCAAGGUUUCAGGAAUCCCGCUGCCCUGGCAACCAGAUAUGGGUAGAAGGGAUGGAUCAGAUGCUUGCCUGCAUCCCAGAGGGAAACCCCACUCCAGCUUUGGUGUGUGUCUGGAAUGGGAUGAUCUUUGACCUUGAUGUACCUCAGAAGGCCACUCAGAACCACACGGGAACCUACUGCUGCACAGCCACCAACCCACUCGGCUCCAUCAGCAAAGACAUCACUGUCAUUGUCCAAGGCCUGCCUGAGGGCAUCAGCUCCUCCACCAUCUUCAUCAUCAUCAUUUUCACCCUGGGCAUGGCUGUGAUCACUGUAGCAUUAUACCUGAAUUACCAGCCCUGCAAAGGAAACAGUAGGAAACGGAUGCACAGGCAGCGGGAGCAAAGCAAGGGCGAGGAGAGUCAGUUCUCCGACAUUCGGGCGGAGGAAUGCCACGUGCAUCUCUGCUGACCACAAACAAACUCUUUGCUGGAGUGUGACUUCAGCUACCAGCAUUUCCAGGGACGCAAGAGCGGGCCAAGGAGGAAGGCGGAGACAAUGUGAGGCUUCACUUCCUUGCAUUCCCUUGUCCCCCAAAGCAGGGUUUCACGGGCCCCCGUGGCUGGCAGCCAGUCUGUCUGGAGCUCAUUUCUCUUUUGCGUUUAUUCCAGUUUGUAGACGUUUCAGUCUGAUUGUUCCAUCUGGUGAGGGAUCCUCUCAUUCCUACUCUGUAUUUAACCAGGCCACUCUCAGGCACACAGAAGGCCCUGUCCUGGCCUCUUAUUCCCACUGCCCACCUCUCAAACAGCAAUGGAGAAGGGUCACCAGAAAUAGCCUGGCGUGCGUUGCUCAGGGUUUCCGGAUGACUGGCUAGGAACUUAUUUCAUAGUUCAGGGACAAGACUUCAUACAUAGGAUAACAAAUCAAUAGGCAGGAAUUAGACCUCUUCCCCUGACCGUACUCCCCUGCUCCCCAAACGGUGCCCGUUGACAUCACGAAGGGUGCUGGCUGGCUUCACCCUCACCCUCGUGUAACCCUCUGCAAUUUUACUUUGGGUCAGUGAAGUCAGCUUACCUAGUUUUCUAAGAAAACAAAAAACCAAGGACUUACUAUGUAGCACAAGAUGGCUUCAAACUUGUGAUCCCCAUGCUGAGUUCUGGGACUACAAGUGUGUACCAUCACACCCUAACUAACUUUUGGAGGGCAGCUGUAAUGUAGAAGAUAGAAUACCUCCAUGAAAUCGGUCUUAGGGUGCCACACUCUGAAUCCCUUUCUGUUAGAGGCAGAGUCCCAGGUUUGCUCUCGCCCUCCACAAGAAUUGCCUGUUUUCAUCGUUGUCGGUGCCACAGAGCCCCACCUAGGAUGGAAGUACACAACCCCAGGGCAGUGUGCUUAACACACAGAUGGGUCUCUGUUCUGUCACCGGAAUUCUCUGUGACUGGUUCACCCUAUGCAGUAACAGCUCAGCUUCUUUCACUGUCCUUUGGAAGGACUGUGUCCGCCUAGGUGAUGGCUUGAAGUACAUCAAACCAGGUCUUUGCUCCAGAGCUGUCAUGAAAUGUCUACUGAGACAUUAGCUGUGGCAAAAUAAUAUAGGCUUUGUGAAUAUGAGUUUCUUUUCCCGUUAUUGUAAGUGAAGCUUGUGUUAUGUUAAGCAUAAAUGGUUACGUUUCAGAACUUUGAGGAUAGCUUUCAGUUGGUAAUGUGAGCAGCUAGCCUACAGCAAGGGAUGUCUCAGUUCCAGUCAGCGGCCUGUUUUUCCUGCUCUCAAAACCAAAGCUCACACUCAUGCCCAGUUUCCACCUUGCAGAUACUAGCUAGAAACGACGCAGGAUCAGAUACCAAAGGGUGUCUCCCUUUCUUCCUGGACCAUCCUGAAUCUGAGGUUAAGGAUUUGGUGUAAAAAUCAUCCUUUGGGGGCUGGAGAGAUGGUGCAGAGGUAAAGAGCACUGACUGAGCUCAAUUCUCAGCAACCACAUGGUGGCUCACAGCCAUCUUAAUGGGAUCCGAUGCCCUCUUCUGGUGUGUCUGAAGACAGCUGCGGUGUACUCAUAAAUAAAAGUAAAUAUUGGGAGGCAGAGGCAGGUAGAUUUCUGAGUUCAAGGUCAGCCUGGUCUACAGAGUGAGUUCCAGGACAGCCAGGGUUACACAGAGAAACCCUGUCUCGACACCCCCCACCCCCGCCAGAUUUUUAAAAAUAAAAAUAAAUAAAUCUUUU
Mus caroli (Ryukyu mouse) is the source of this 3660-nucleotide messenger RNA. RefSeq names its product intercellular adhesion molecule 5-like. Gene Ontology annotation, cellular component: plasma membrane. Gene Ontology annotation, molecular function: integrin binding. Gene Ontology annotation, biological process: cell-cell adhesion. The record is from RefSeq and is a predicted model, not a curated record. Lineage: Eukaryota; Metazoa; Chordata; Mammalia; Rodentia; Muridae.